AUGGAAUCUACCAAGUCCAGUCUUCCGUCCGACUUCCUUUGGAGCUUCGCAACGGCGGCCUAUCAAAUUGAGGGCGCUGUGAACGAGAACGGCCGAGGUCCAUCAAUUUGGGACACUUUUUGCAAGAUUCCCGGCAAGAUUGCGGGCUGCGCGUCGGGCGAUGUCGCAUGCGACUCGUAUCACCGAACACACAAGGAUAUCGCGCUAUUGAAGGCUUGCGGCGCGCCCGCGUAUCGCUUUUCCAUCUCGUGGUCUCGCAUUGUCCCACUCGGCGGCCGCAACGAUCCCAUCAAUGAGAAGGGCCUGCAGUUCUACUUGAAAUUCGUCGACAACCUCCUCGCUGCGGGCAUCACGCCCAUGGUCACUUUGUUCCACUGGGAUCUGCCCAAGGAGCUUCAAAAGCGCUACGGCGGGUUUCUUAACAAAGAGGAGUUCGUCGCGGACUUUGCCCACUAUGCGCGCGUGGUGCUCAAGGCCUUCGGCUCCAAGGUCAAGUAUUGGAUUACUUUCAAUGAACCCUGGUGCAGCAUUAUUCUCGGAUGCAACACGGGGUCCUUUGCUCCGGGCCGGACGAGCGAUCGCACCAAGAACCCUGUCGGCGACGGCUCUACCGAGCCGUGGAUUGUGGGACACAGUCUUUUGGUCGCCCACGGGGCUGCAGUCAAGAUCUACCGAGAAGAGUUCAAGGUGCAGGAUGGCGGUGAGAUCUGCAUCACGCUGAAUGGCGACUGGGCCGAGCCAUGGGACCCAGAAAACCCAGCAGACAUCGAAGCAUGCGACCUCAAGAUCGAGUUUGCCAUCUCGUGGUUCGCCGACCCCAUUUACCUCGGAAAACACCCGGACUGCAUGAUGCAGCAGCUGGGCGAGCGACUGCCGGCGACCCUUGAGGACAUUGCUCUGGUGCACGGCAGCAACGAUUUCUAUGGGAUGAACCACUACUGCGCGAACUACAUCCGCGCGAAGAUGGGCCCGCCUGAGCCGACCGACGUCACCGGGAACCUUGAACUGCUGCUGGAGGACAAGAACGGGCACAGUAUUGGGCCCGUGACGCAGUCGCCGUGGCUUCGUCCGCAUGCGCCGGGGUUCCGCACGCUACUCAAGUGGCUUAGUGAUCGUUAUGCGUUUCCCAAGAUAUAUGUUACGGAGAACGGUACCAGCGUGCUUGGUGAGAAUGACCUGCCGUUGGACCGUCUGCUGGAUUAUGAGUUCCGGGUCCAGUAUUUCCGUGACUAUAUUGGUGCUAUGGCUGAUGCGUAUACCAUGGACGGCGUCAAUGUGCGCGCCUAUAUGGCAUGGAGUCUUAUGGAUAACUUCGAGUGGGCCGAGGGCUAUGAGACUCGAUUCAGCGUGACCUAUGUCGACUACGAGAAUGACCAGAAGAGAAUCCCCAAGAAAAGUGCCAAGGCCAUUGGACAGAUCUUUGACGCUCUCAUUGAGAAGAAGUAA
Molecule: messenger RNA, 1446 nt
Organism: Penicillium alfredii
Lineage: Eukaryota; Fungi; Ascomycota; Eurotiomycetes; Eurotiales; Aspergillaceae
Product: Beta-glucosidase 1B
Exons: 4
Coding region: 1-1446 (481 amino acids)
Biological process (GO): carbohydrate metabolic process
Molecular function (GO): beta-glucosidase activity
Source: RefSeq, a predicted model, not a curated record